This is a messenger RNA of Rhagoletis pomonella (apple maggot), 4104 nucleotides long. It is a transcript of the gene eIF5B, whose product is annotated as eukaryotic translation initiation factor 5B. The transcript is spliced from 9 exons. The record is from RefSeq and is a predicted model, not a curated record. NCBI's taxonomy places the organism in Eukaryota, Metazoa, Arthropoda, Insecta, Diptera, Tephritidae. Gene Ontology annotation, molecular function: GTPase activity; translation initiation factor activity; GTP binding. Bases 300 to 3953 code for a protein of 1217 amino acids.
AAUCCGCUUGAUCGUCCAAUUGACAUUUGAGAUACCACACUUUUCUCCAAUCGAGUUACGUGCUUUGCAUUUUACUCAGACGUUGUGAUUUGCGAAUAUUUUAAAAUAAGUUUUAUCAAUUAACUAGGCGCCUUUUUUGCGGAAAAAGUGCACUAAGUGAAGCAGCUUUUGCUUUAAUUUAACAGCAGAGUAUAGCAGGAGAUCGCAACAGCAGUAAAGUUGACUGAAUCGCGGAGUUAUUUCGUUUGCAUUUACGUGGAGCAGCGGCGGCUGAACGUGUUGAAAUUGCGUGAGGAAAAAUGGUUAAGACUAAAAAGGGCAAGAAAGAGAUAGCUACCAGCGCUGUUGGAGGCGUUUCGUCCGGUGAUGAAAUGGAACAAACCGAUCUUCGAGAAGCUAACAUUGACUCCGAUGCUGAACAGGACAAUGUAAGCUUGAAGAACAAAAAGAAUCAACAAAAGACGUCAAAGAAAAAUAAGAAAAAUCGCAAGGAUUCUGAAGAAGGGGAGGAUGAGGUGGAGAGCAUUGCAUCGGCGGUGAAGAAAUUGGAUGUAAAAGGAAAGGGUAAAAACAAAGCAAAACCUAAGCACAUUGGUUCCGAUGAUGAGGAAGCUGGAGAAGAAGUAGAUGAAACAUCCGUAAAAUCCAAAAAUAAAAACAAAAAGAAAUCGGCAUUCGAGCUACUGGCGGCUGAAGAUGAUGAAAAUUAUGAUACGCCAGCUCAGAAUGAUGACCCGGAAGAGGAAGAGGAGCAGCCUUUAAAAUCUACAAAAGAUAAGAGUGCCGGUAAAAAGGGUAAAAAGUCUAAAAGGAAAGGAAAGGAUGAUGAGGAUGAAGAUUUGGACAAAAUACUAGCAGAACUACAAGCAGAAUAUGCAGGAGAAGCACCAACCGAAGUAGUAAAAACAACGAAUGUUGUUUCUCCUGAUGAUUUGGGCGAUGAAGAAUUCAACAAAAAUAAAAAAAACAAAGGCAAACAGCAAAAAGCCGGUGAACCUACACCAGCAGCUGCAGCAGAGGAGGUUGCUGAUAAUGACGACGAUGAGGAAAGCGGUACGGUGAAGACAGCUGCACAGAAAAAGAGAGAAAAGAAAGAACGACAAAAACGUGAAGCAGCUUUGGCCAAGCAACGUGGCACACAAGAAUCAAAGCAUGCUCCUAGUGAAAAUACAUCUGAGACGAGCGAAAAACCAAUUGUGCAAGAAAAGACUGAAGCUAGAGCACCAUCGGUGGAACCACAAGUUGGCGAUGAUGGAGCCGGCAAUGAAGAAGCUGGGGCAGGUGCAGAUGAAGAAACAGCCAAGGACAAAAAGAAUAAAAAGAAAGCCAAAAAGGAUAAAAAGGCAGAAGAGGAAGAAAGUAAGAAGGAUGGUAAAAAGAAGGGCAUGUCUGCGGCUAUGGUGGCUGCUAUGCAAGAACGCUUGAAGCAAAUCAAAGAGGAAGAAGAGCGGCAACGACAAAUUGAAGAAGAACGAAUCCGUCAAGAAGAAGAACGCGUACGACUUCGUUUAGAAGCUAUAAGACUAGAAGCUGAGCGAAAAGAAAAGAAGAAGCAAAAAGAAGCAGAAAGAAAAGCUCGCCUUAAAGCCGAAGGAAAACUCUUGACUAAGAAACAGAAAGAGGAGCGGGCUCGUGCCCAGGCCAUGCUAGAGGCUUUGAAGGCACAAGGCCUGGAAAUUCCAGACCCAAGUGAAAAACGAGCAGCUCGACCAGGUACUCGCAUACGUCCAAAGAAAAAGGGCCCAGCAAAUCAAGAACAAACAGAAGCUGAAGCUAAGGCUGCCGAAGUGGCCGCAGCAGCCGCCAAUGCUCAACAACAGGCAGCAGAAAAACAAGAAGUUGUAAAAGAAUCUUGGGAUGCAAGUGAUUCAGAGGAAGAAGCAAAUGGUGAUGAUGAUACUUCGCAAGCUACAACCACUACCACGAACAAUGAUGAAAAAUCCAAUAGCGGUGGCGAAACAGCAACCACUGGCGCAGCAGCAAAUGCUGAUGAAUCCUCUGAUGAUGAGUCGGACGAAGAUGAUGAUUCUGACGAUGAAUCUGAAGGCUCAGCGUCCGAAUCAGAAAAGGAGGAAGCUAUUAAUGCGAAUGAUGCCGAAGCACGUCGUUUACGAGCAGAAGCGCGUAUCCUAAAGCGCCAAGACGAUGCAGAGAAAAAACGUACGGUAGAUGAUUUGCGUGCCGCUGUAGUGUGUGUGCUUGGUCAUGUCGACACAGGUAAAACAAAAAUUCUCGACAAGUUGCGUCGCACCCAUGUACAGGACUCCGAGGCGGGCGGUAUUACCCAGCAGAUCGGUGCAACUAAUGUACCAAUCGAUGCAAUAAAAGAACAAACUAAGCCGGUUUUUAAUUCGUCUAGUUUCGAGUUUAGAUUGCCUGGCUUAUUGAUCAUUGAUACACCCGGUCACGAAUCGUUCAGCAAUUUAAGAAAUCGUGGAUCAUCACUCUGUGAUAUUGCCAUUUUAGUGGUGGAUAUUAUGCACGGCCUGGAGCCGCAAACUAUCGAAUCAAUAAAUUUGCUUAAGAAAAAGAAAUGUCCCUUCAUAGUUGCUCUGAAUAAAAUUGAUCGAUUGUACGACUGGAAAGUAGUGGCGCGACGCGACGUACGCGAUGUAAUCAAAGAGCAGCAAGCUAAUACCCAGCUUGAGUUUAAGCAGCGUUCGAAAGAGGUGAUUCUUCAAUUUGCUGAACAGGGUCUUAACGCAGCGCUGUUCUAUGAAAAUCCCGACCCGAAGACUUAUGUUUCAUUGGUGCCCACCAGUGCUAUAACCGGUGAAGGUAUGGGUAAUCUACUAUUUCUUAUAGUUGAGUUUUGCCAAAAGAUGUUGGCUAAACGCUUGAUGUACUCGGAGGAAUUACAAGCGACAGUACUGGAAGUCAAAGCCAUUCCGGGUCUGGGUACUACAAUCGAUGCCAUUUUAAUAAAUGGAAAACUGCGAGAAGGCCAAACCAUGAUAUUAGCCGGUACAGAUGGGCCAAUUGUCACACAAAUACGUUCUCUAUUGAUGCCACAACCAAUGAAGGAGUUACGUGUUAAAAAUGCAUACAUUGAAUACAAAGAAGUAAAGGCGGCGCAGGGUGUCAAAAUUGCUGCUAAAGACUUGGAAAAGGCUAUUGCUGGUAUUAAUUUGCUUAUAGCCAAUAAACCAGAUGAAGUCGAAAUUUGCAAGGAAGAAGUGGCGCGUGAUUUGAAGAGCGCUUUAAGUCAUAUAAAACUUGCACAAACUGGUGUAUACGUGCAAGCUUCCACUCUGGGUUCGCUGGAAGCAUUGUUGGAGUUUUUAAGGACAUCCAAAAUUCCGUAUUGCUCCAUUCGAAUUGGUCCCGUUGUGAAGCGUGAUGUCAUGAAGGCGUCUACAAUGUUGGAACACGAGCCACAAUAUGCAACAAUUUUGGCUUUCGAUGUAAAAGUGGAGCGUGAAGCCCAGGAGAUGGCCGAUUCGUUGGGUGUGAAAAUAUUCCAAGCUGACAUUAUUUAUCAUCUGUUUGACAAGUUUAUGGCCUAUCGUGAGGAGUUGAAGCAAAAGAAACGUGAAGAAUUCCGUUCGGUUGCCGUCUUUCCAUGCAAGCUUAAGAUCCUGCCUCAAUUUAUUUUCAACAGUCGUGAUCCCAUUGUUAUGGGUGUAAUAGUAGAGAAUGGCAUUGUCAAAGUCGGUACACCUAUUUGUGUGCCCAGCAAAGAGUUUGUUGACAUUGGCAUUGUAACGUCCAUUGAAUCGAACCACAAACAAAUAGAAAGCGCACGGAAAGGACAAGAAAUUUGCAUAAAAAUUGAACCGAUACCCGGCGAAUCACCGAAAAUGUUUGGACGACAUUUUGAAGCUGACGAUAUGCUUGUGAGCAAGAUCUCACGACAGAGCAUUGACGCCUGCAAGGACUAUUUCCGCGAUGACUUAAUUAAGGCUGAUUGGUCACUAAUGGUUGAAUUAAAGAAACUUUUUGAAAUUUUAUAAGCUUAUAAAGCAAUGCGCAUAAAUAAUAUUUAAAUACAUACACACUUACAUAUGCAUACAAUUAAAAAAGCAGCAAAUAUUGUACUGCAAUUAAAGAAAACGAACCAAGUGCUGCAGCACAUAAACGUAUAAAAAAAAAACAACAGAAACA